CUCGUCGUAAACUGUGGCGGUAUUUGAGCCUAACUAUUUUGUUGUUAUUUAGCAACGAGAUAGCGUUGAGAGAACAUGUGUUAUGACUGGAAGAACGAUUAAUAAUGAUAUCAAACUAUAAUUUGCUUUCGAUAUACGAGUUCUACUUUACAAACCUGAAAAUAAGCCACUUUCCUGCAAAAUACCUUUGAGUUUACGCUGUGCGGUUGAUUUGUUAUUUACUACGGGAACUAAACGGUACACAGAAGGAGACCUUAUCUCGGUCGGGCCUUCCUGCUCGUGUUGGUGUUGUGGAAGUUUAGAAUUGAUAAGGAAAAUGCCUACAUUUGACACCAUGCUAGAUGGAUAUGGGCUACUUGGCCUAAAAUCCAGUACUGUAGACAAUUCAACAGGGACAAAGUCUGUUCGACACAGGCAUAGGCACAAGCUUAAGCAUCGGUUUGAGUUUUUAAGUACAUUAGGUAAAGGCACGUAUGGCAAGGUGAAGCUGGCCAGGGAAAUAGCCACAGGAGAGCUGGUUGCAAUAAAAUCUAUUCCAAAGAACAAAAUUGAGAAUGAGGAAGAUUUGAAACGAAUCAAACAAGAGAUUGAGAUCAUGAGAAUGCUGGACCAUCCUCAUAUUAUUCAUGUUAUUGAUGUUUUUGAGAGUAGAGAUAAGAUUGUGAUGGUUAUGGAAUAUGCCAAUGGUGGUGAACUGUAUGACUAUAUCAAUGAUGAUAAAAUGACUCCGGAAGAUGCUCAGAAAUUCUUUCGACAGAUAGUGUCUGCUGUCAGUUAUUGUCACAAGCUUAACAUCGCCCAUCGAGAUUUAAAACUGGAAAAUGUCUUAUUAGAUGAAAACUUAAAUGUUAAGAUAGCAGACUUUGGACUGUCAACACUAUAUUCUGAUAAGCUUUUGAGUACGUACUGUGGAAGUCCAUUAUAUGCUUCUCCCGAGAUUGUAAAUGGAAAACCAUACCAUGGCCCAGAGGCUGACUGCUGGAGUCUUGGUGUCAUGUUAUAUGCAAUGGUUUACAAAACAAUGCCGUUUAAUGGUGCAAAAUUCUCAUUACUACGGCAACAGAUAACAGAAGGAGUGUACUACGAACCAGAAAACAAACCAGUUGCAUCUCGGUUAAUACGAAGACUACUGACCGUCAAUGCAAGGAAUCGUGCUUCAAUAAGUGAUAUUAUGCUUGACCCCUGGGUCACAGAUCCACCUUCAAUCCCUUCAUGCUUUACAUUUGAUGAUGUCAAAGACGAAAAAAUAUUGGACUUGAACUUAUCGAGCGACAGUGAUGCUGAAAGAGCAGAGGAACCAGUUGCUAAACAAGUGGUGGGAAUUUUGAAAAACUCCAGUGGAUCUAACAAGCAGGUUGUUAAUGAUUCAUAUGAAAAUCUUGCACCUGUGCAGAACUGUGUUAUAGUCAAGAAGGACAGUAUAAAAGUCCGUCAGAAAUCUGAUAGUCGUAAUCGUAGACCCCGCCGUGGUAUUCUUAAGAAACAUGGCAAGUACAGAGGUGCUGAUAGUGGACUUAGUAUUGAUGAGCCUAUCUCAUCUGAAAGUAAAUCUGAAAAUACCAAAGAAGAGGAAAUUCUGGAUAAGGAGACUAGUGUUAAAACAAAAGGGCAGCGUGAUUCCAAGAGAGAUUCUGGUAUUGAUCAAGACAUGCCGGCAUGUUCCACCAACACAGAAUCUUCAGAGUGUGUAAUGAGACCCCGCAAGCAGUUCAAUCGUAAUAGUGCGGUUCGAAUAUCUAAGCGCUAUUCAAAGGGGAAGUACUCGUCAGUGACCCAGGUAUGGGAGACUAUCUACAACUCUGGGGUGGAUCCAAUUCAUUGUUUAACAGAACUAGAAGCGGAAGUAAACAAGGGAAAUCAUACACGGCAGGAAAGCGCCAGUUCAACAGAAGAUCUCCUGGAUAUUCUCGACAGAGAAAACCAAGAUAUUCUGCAAUCAGUGGAAUCAAACCAUAACCAAAGUAUUGCAGCAACAUCCGUCCAUUGUAGCAAAGCGUCUCUCAAAGUAACCAGUACGUCUGAAAUAUCCACCAGUGAAGAGGUUAUUGACCUGUACUUAAAAGCUUUGCGAAUACCGCAUCAGGAACACUAAACUAAAUUCAUGUUUUGCUGAAGGAUUUGUCACACUUCUUUUGUGGAACCUAUUGCCCUGGAUUUUUCUUUAUCUGAGAAGUAUUAGAAAACAAUAGGAAUGAUUAAUAUCUUUCAUUCUGAAGAAUUUUUUUUUCUUUAACGAACUGGAGUUCAUUUGUAGAUAGUGUAAAUGUCAAAAAUAACCAUAUACAUGCUUAAAAUUUAUGCUUUUAAAUGGAUUUUUUGAGAAAUUAAUUGUUUAGAAAUGAGAUGAAAAUACUUUUUUAACACACAUAGUGUUCACUGUUACCUGUUGGGGUGAUGUUAUUAUUUUUGUAAAUUUUGCUUAUCAUAAUAUGAUCACAUUAUUAUGUGAUAUCCUUUAAAAUGUCUUUUGCAACCACAUGUUAUGUUAUGGUGGACCAAAUAGCAUGGCAUAAUUUUAGAUAUUGCAUGUCAUCAUACAGAACAGUGUAUAAUAGCUACAGUAAUUGAUAGAUAUAAAUAUAAAGGUAGGAUAUAAUCCCAGUGUUUACAUGAUGUUGAUAGCGUCAUAGCAUAUGGACAACUCAAAUCUAUAUACAAGUAUAAAUAUAUAAAAUGAUAUUAUUAUUUCAUUAUGAAUAUAUUUCUACAUAAUGCUAUAAUUUCUUGCUAAUGGUUCUGUUUAUUUUGUAUCAAAUAUGUUGAUAUUUUUGUCUACAUCAGUGAACAGAAAAGACAAGAGCGAGUGCCAAAGAUACUUUUGUGCUGUUGUAUCAAGGUUUUCUUUUUUUUGUGCAAUUUUAUAAGCCAAUUCUGUAGUUUUUUUCCCCUAAGUUACUUGUGUAAUUUUAAUAAGAUAAAAACUGUCAAUUUAAUAUAUAUUUAAGUUGAAUUUGUAAAUUUUUAAAAGCAAAUGGCAUUUGGAAGAAUUAUGUUAUUAAAGGAAUAUUUCAUAAGGUGUAAAUGUUUGAUAUAUAUAUGGUAUACCUGUAUAUAUAGAUCUUUGUAAUAAUCAAAUAUGCUAGUACUGUACUUAAUUGUGAACAUUCUGUUUCAUAUAUUAAAGUUUUAAAGGUUUGCUGCAGGGCAAAAACCAGUAUUUCUGUUAAAAUACAUAAACUUUACAUUAAAAAUAUCUUUACAUCCAAUUUCUGUAUUAGCUUAUAUUAAUUUAUUUAAGAUGUUUCUCUGUUGACAUUAGAAUAAUUGCAAACUAAAAGAAUGUGGUGUAGAACUGGAGAUUCUGCAGACAAGGAUUUGAGCUGAAUAACUUAAUGGUUAAAAUAUUUGCUUCACAAUCCCAGAGUCAUGGGUUUGAACACUGACACUGCAGAUUUUUUUUUCUCAAGACUGAAAACAGCUCCACUCCCAAAGCCUCAUUAAGAGACUGACUUUCUAAAGCAUCAUUCCAUCCUGCAAUUGGCGAGUGUACUUGCUGUUGGAUGUGAGUGAUAUAAAACAAUUAUAGAGGGCGCAAUGCAUAUUUCUAUUAUACUGUAACUACAAGGCAUUAUUGAGAUGAGUUUAAACCAGUUCAUAAAUUGGUUUUGUUUAUAUGUGAUUACUGGCAUUGAGAUUAGUUUCACUGUGUAGAUUUCCAUUGUCAUAUUUACACAUGUUACUGAUUUCAACAACUUUUAUAUAUUAUAUAUAUAAAUGUUGAUUUGGAUCCAGAUGAAUUUAGUUAAACUUUUACUUACUAACUUAGAAGAGUAAAAUUUAGUUUUUCCAAUCGCUAAGACAAUUAAUUUCUUACAGUAUUAUUUUCUGUCAUUAAUUAUUAUUAGUCCCACAAAAAUUAAAUAAUAACUCAUGAUUCAUGCAAGAAUGAUAAUUAUACUAAAUGUUAAUUUGUAAUAAACAAUGUUUCAUUUGUUAUAGUACUUUUUAAUGGAGAUAUCACUCUUUAUAUCCUACAUUUUGUUUACCAUUCACUAAUAAUAAGACACUAGAAUUAAGCAAGAAAACCUGAUUACUGUCGUAAAUUAAAUUACCUUAUAACUUUAGUAGCUU
Molecule: messenger RNA, 4071 nt
Organism: Anneissia japonica
Lineage: Eukaryota; Metazoa; Echinodermata; Crinoidea; Comatulida; Comatulidae
Product: NUAK family SNF1-like kinase 1
Exons: 7
Coding region: 317-2092 (591 amino acids)
Biological process (GO): microtubule cytoskeleton organization; protein phosphorylation; intracellular signal transduction
Cellular component (GO): cytoplasm
Molecular function (GO): protein serine/threonine kinase activity; tau-protein kinase activity; ATP binding
Source: RefSeq, a predicted model, not a curated record